Molecule: messenger RNA, 2509 nt
Organism: Frankliniella occidentalis (western flower thrips)
Lineage: Eukaryota; Metazoa; Arthropoda; Insecta; Thysanoptera; Thripidae
Product: calcium uptake protein 1 homolog, mitochondrial
Exons: 12
Coding region: 201-1823 (540 amino acids)
Biological process (GO): mitochondrial calcium ion homeostasis; calcium import into the mitochondrion
Cellular component (GO): uniplex complex
Molecular function (GO): calcium ion binding
Source: RefSeq, a predicted model, not a curated record
AAUCCUGCCUUCUUUGCGUUUUCAAGUAUGGCGUCUUUGACUGUCUCCGUCUGCUUGGAUGGUUACAUUCGUCUGUGAAAUAACUCUGUAAAUUGUCCAUAUUUCUUUGUUGUCGAAGUGUUUAUCCGUUUAUGGAAGUGUAUUUUUCUUUUGAAUAAGUUGCCCCAUGCUUUCCUGUAACUUUAAGGUUAUGCAGUAAAAUGUCACUCAGGGCUUAUCAAUAUUUUAAAAAGUCCCCGAAUGUGACCCAAUUUACAGUUACAAAAUAUGGUCUGAAACAUAUGUCAGUUCCAUCCAUAAUUCAUGCGAGGCCGUUAUCUCAGCUGUGCUCACGUUUGCCAUGUACCAAGAGAGUCUCCGAAAAAAGUGACAGAUUAGCGUGCUUUGAACCAUUUAAAGUUCAAACCAGGUCAUACCGACUGAAACAAGAUUUUGGGCAUAAGACUCAACCACCAGACAAGUUCCUUAACACCAUUUCCUAUAUUAUUAUUGGAUUUAUUGGAUAUAUCAUCUAUGAUGCAGGUUAUGGAGAUAAAGAAGAGGGAUACUUCAAAAAUGUGUUCAAGGACUGGUUUAAAAACUGGCCUCCCAAAGUGGAUGCAGCUACUAUAGAUGUUGAAAAGCAUAGCAAAGUUUUUGUAGGCGAAGCUGCUGCAGAGGAAACUGAAGUAGAUGAAUCAAAGAAGAAAAAGAAGAAAGCUAUAGGUUUCCGUGAACGGAGAAUCAUCGAAUAUGAAAAUCGCAUCCGUCAGUUCUCAACUCCUGAUAAGGUUUUCCGCUACUUCGCUACUCUCCAAGUUACUCAUGUUACUUCUUCUGGGGUCCAGACUCAUGAGGUAUUCAUGACACCUGAUGAUUUUCUUCGCUCAAUGACUCCAGGAGUGAAACAGCCUCCCGGUCUAGGACUUGAUCGAUACAAGAGAUAUGAUCCUAAGGAUGUUCAUACCAAGUUAGAGUUGGCUUUGGAUGAAGACAGCAUUUUUUAUAAGCUAGGCAGUGCAGGUCUUAUUACCUUUUCAGACUACAUUUUCCUUCUUACUGUUCUGUCAACAUCUAGACGUCACUUUGAAAUCGCUUUUCGAAUGUUUGACUUAAAUGGUGAUGGUGAUGUGGACUGUGAGGAAUUUGAAAAAGUUGCGACACUGAUACGGCAGCAGACAAGUAUAGGAAGCCGCCACCGUGACCAUUCUAAUACUGGAAAUACAUUCAAGGGAGUUAACUCGGCCCUGACGACAUUUUUCUUUGGAUCUGACCUAACAAAGAAACUCACUAUUGAACGGUUCCUUGAUUUUCAACAAUCGUUACAAAGGGAAAUUCUAAGUCUGGAGUUUCAUCGCAAAAAUCCUGAUGAACAUGGAAAUAUAACUGAGGCUGACUUCACGGAGCUUCUUCUUGCAUAUGCUGGGUACCCUCAAAAAAAAAAGACUAAGACACUGAAGCGUGUCAAGAAAAUGUUUCAUAGCUCUCCAGGUGUUAGUCGAGAUGACUAUUUGAAGUUUUUCCAUUUUCUUAACAAUAUUAAUGAUGUAGAUACAGCUCUCACAUUUUAUCAUAUUGCUGGUGCCUCAAUUGAUCAAGCCACCUUGAAGCAUGUUGCCAAAACUGUUGCACAUGUUGACCUCAGUGAUCACAUCAUAAGUGUUGUUUUCACCAUAUUUGAUGAAAACUUGGAUGGUCAGCUGAGCAAUCGUGAGUUUGUUGCUGUGAUGAAGAAUCGUCUUCUGCGUGGGUUAGAAAAACCUAAAGAUACAGGUUUUGUCAAAUUACUACAGUCAGCCGUAAAAUGUGCCCGUGAAACUAAACCUGUUCUGUUGGACUUCUAAUUGUGAUAUUUUAUGUUCUGUUUUAUUAUCUUAUUAUAACAUGACAGUGAUAACAUUGAUAACAUGUACUCUGUCAUUCUGAUACAAUUUGUUUUAUGUUGUAUAAUUUGAAACACUCUCUCUAUUCUACAAUAUAGUUCUAUUUUAUGUGUGUUGUAAAGUAAUCUUUGAUUUUAUCUCACCCAGAUUUAAAUGACUUGUCAUCUGUUACUUUUCUUUUUACUUCUACUUCAUUCUAGUCUACUUACAUAGAAAUAGUCAAACUAAGUUUGCACUGAUAAAUAAGGUGUGCAACUGGCGUACACAUGCAAGUUCUCAACACUAUGUUGCACACUUUUAAGUGUUUGAUAGGAUAUUUGAAUACUUAAAAAUGUUCAACAGUAAAUUUGAACACUGUAAAGUGUCCAAAGCUUUAAAGUGUCCAAAGCUUUAUUGGCCAACCCUGAUGUUCAAGCACUUUAUAGUAUUCAAAUAUCCAGUCAAACACUUAAACGUGUGCAACUUAGUGUUGAGCACUUGCAUGUGCACGCCAGUUGCGCACUUUAUUUAUAUGUGUGAUUUUAAAAAAAGACUACUUAUUUGUGCUGUGAAGAUAGCAGGUUUUUUUACCACGACUGUAAAAGCUUGUUAUGAAAUUCGAAUGUGUUUAACCUUUAUUAAAGCAGUUACUAAGGCCCCGCAAAUAA